Molecule: messenger RNA, 6029 nt
Organism: Anguilla anguilla (European eel)
Lineage: Eukaryota; Metazoa; Chordata; Actinopteri; Anguilliformes; Anguillidae
Product: thyroid hormone receptor beta-like
Exons: 12
Coding region: 1585-2934 (449 amino acids)
Biological process (GO): retinoic acid receptor signaling pathway; cell differentiation; positive regulation of transcription by RNA polymerase II
Molecular function (GO): zinc ion binding; RNA polymerase II cis-regulatory region sequence-specific DNA binding; nuclear receptor activity
Source: RefSeq, a predicted model, not a curated record
GGACGGACUAAACCUGCGACUGUGAUUGCGUUGAAUAUUAGCUAUUAUCAGUGUAUCAUAGCCUAUAGGCUAGAAUUCCACCUCGUUCGAUUUGCGUGGAUGUGACUAGCGUUUUGGAUUUGAAAACGUCAACAACCUUGUCUGUAAGGGGGUUGGAAAUAGUUGUCAGAAAAAGUGACGUUCUUUUAGAUAAGGCGCGUCGACCGACAUUUUCUGUCAGGAUCAACAGUUUCACAUCUGGAUUUCACAUCAUGAAACGCUUGCUUUGUUUAUCGAUGGGUACACUUUUGCAAGGACAUUUGAACGUUCCGUUUUGAACAGACAUUUGACAUUGUAAAUUGCAACACAGAUGACCUGAAUGUUAAUGGAGUGGACCCCCUUUUGAUUCACAUAGGUUUUUCUGAGGAAGAGAAAGGUGACAGGGGCUUUCGCUGCUGGGAGUGGAAAUUGACAUGAUGUUUUGAGUGACGCAGGACCUCAGGUAUUCUGUUGUCACCAGGGGAUGUGAUCAUGACUCCGAGGCCCUAAUUCUCAGAAGUAUGUCAGGUAGGACAAUUUUUUAUUACAUAAGAACAGGGGUAGCAGUCUGACCCAGUGUUACAAUUUAACCCCUGUGCACAGAUGCCAAAUCUGGUCAGUCCUCACCCAUUUAUGCAGUGUUUUACUGAAGGCUUUAUCACAUGGAAAAUGAAGACACUUUACAAUUAACAAUACUAACUUACAGUACUUUAGUACAGUACUUCUAGCUUCACAAUUUAACCAGUGCAUCAAACAUGACACACGACUGAGCCACCCAUGAACACUUACACUACAGUAUGUGGAACGCCUGCAUUAAAGAAUACUGCGAACCUCUUGAAAGACACUCAGUUACAUUGUGAGUGGUAUAAAUUCAAACAAAGCAAGCCACAAUGAGCCACUAUGCUAACACUGCCCAAGGUACGUUAACAAUUAGCUUGUAUAGCUGUAUACACUUGUAUAGUACUGCGUAAUGUUAUGGCUGACUGCGCAACAUUGUGCUGAAGCAACAAUUCAUGCUGUUGUGCGGGUCUCUCAAUCAUCGUUAUAAAUUUCAGUUGAGACAUGCCAUACACCAUUGGAUGCCUAGAAGACCAUUGUGAGUCAAUUGAUUUAACAAAUGUGAGGCUUUCUUUUCAUAUUGCCUUCUAAGGUAAUACAAUAUUUAUUCAAGUUUUGUCUAAUCUUAAUAAGGAACCAUUUAAAUUUUUAUAGCAACUUGUCAUGUAUGAUCAGUAAAAAAUAUUACAUGCUAUUUAAAUCUCAAAUAUGUGCAUCUAUAUUCUGAAAUCAAGGCUUUAACAUAGGAAAUAGCAACAUAGUGAAUAAAUUAAAAUAAAUUGAUUGUCAGCAAUCACAGUUAGUUUUGACAGCGUGUAUUGCAUGAUAAUUCAUUGUGCUUUGCUGUUAUUUGUCAGGAACAACAGUUUUCAUGGCAGGAUAACCUGGAACCUGACAGUGAACUGAAAUUCCCUAACUGCUAUGCUGGCCCACUAACUGUAAACCUGAUAGUCUGCAGGACCCAUUGCCACCCGUGGUAUAUCCUAUGUGUAUGAAUUGCAGAGCUGGAUGAUGGGGGUUGUUUUGAUUUACCUUAAUUUAAGAAGGGGGGUUUAUAGUUUUUUGUUUUUCUUUUUAAUUUCAGAGCAAGCAGGACAAUGUAGCCCCAGAUGGAAAGAACAUGAGCUCAUGCAAGGGUACGUACCAAGUUAUUUGGAUAAGGAUGAGUUGUGUGUAGUGUGCAGUGACAAAGCCACCGGCUAUCACUACCGUUGUAUUACCUGUGAAGGGUGCAAGGGAUUUUUCCGACGGACAAUCCAGAAGAAUUUACAUCCGACGUACGCUUGUAAGUACGAAGGGAAGUGUGCCAUCGACAAGGUGACCAGGAACCAAUGCCAAGAAUGCCGCUUCAAAAAAUGCAUUGCAGUUGGCAUGGCAACAGACCUUGUGCUGGACGACAGCAAGCGUCUGGCCAAGAGGCGGCUGAUUGAGGAGAACAGGCAGCGGCGGCAGCGGCGGGAGGAGCUCCAGCGGACGGCGUGGAGGAAGCCGGAGCCCACGCCCGACGAGUGGGAGCUGAUCCGGGCAGUGACCGAGGCCCACGUGGCCACUAACGCUCAGGGCAACCACUGGAAGCAGAAACGCAAGUUCCUGAGUGGGCAGAAAGUAAGAGAAGCUGGAGACUCUGUUUUCCUCAGCACUGCAGCUUUAACUCACUGGAACAUCUUCCUUCCUCCUCAAAAUAGAGCAGUGGAGGUGAAGGAGUCCAAGGCAGAGGACAUCGGUCAAGCUCCAUUCGUCAAUGCGCCAGAUGGAAACAAAGUGGACUUAGAAGCCUUCAGUCAGUUUACAAAAAUUAUCACCCCAGCCAUCACCAGGGUGGUGGACUUUGCCAAAAAGCUGCCCAUGUUCUGUGAGUUACCAUGCGAGGACCAGAUUAUUCUUCUGAAAGGCUGCUGUAUGGAGAUCAUGUCACUGCGGGCGGCGGUGCGCUACGACCCAGAGAGCGAGACGCUCACACUGAACGGGGAAAUGGCUGUGACUCGGGGUCAGCUGAAGAACGGGGGGCUGGGCGUUGUGUCAGACGCCAUCUUUGAUCUGGGCGUGUCCCUGUCCUGCUUCAACCUGGAUGAUUCUGAGGUGGCUCUACUGCAGGCUGUCAUCCUCAUGUCCUCAGACCGUCCGGGCCUGACGAGCGUGGAACGGAUCGAACAGUGCCAGGAGGACUUCCUCCUGGCCUUCGAGCACUACAUCAACUAUCGCAAACACAAGGUGCCAUACUUCUGGCCCAAGCUGCUGAUGAAGGUGACGGACCUGCGCAUGAUUGGGGCGUGCCACGCCAGCCGCUUCCUGCACAUGAAGGUGGAGUGUCCCACCGAACUCUUCCCCCCGCUCUUCCUGGAAGUGUUUGAAGACUAAAGGGGGGCACGGACACAUCAAACUCUUUCAGCACUACUGAGUCAUUUCAUUCCAUUGAUUAGGUGUGGCUUCUUCCUAGUUUUGGAUGGAACUAUUCCUAAGAUGCGGGUACAUGUGAAUAGUUUUUUUUUCCCCCUUGUCUUUUUGUACAUCUGUAUACAUACAGUGUUUUUCAUGGUAACGAUGUGAUUGGUCGAUUUUUAUGGAGAUUUUUUUUUUUUUUUUUUUUUUUUUUUUGCGCCAGCGCUUACCUAGCAAUGAUAACUAGUUGACUUUGAAUUUAAGAAGUGCAUGCACUUUUUAUGUGAUAGUAUCUUCUUGGGUGAUUUGUCAGUUUUUACCAUACUUUUACAGUACUUCAUGUGAGCUGUGAGUGAGACUGUGUUUUAUGAAAAAAGUGCUUUCGGUGGGAUAAAGUGGCUCAUUCCAAAUGAUGUCGCCGUGUUUUGCGACCAACACGCCUGUACACAAAUCAGCGCCCUCAUGGAGUGACAGCACAUUUACCAGUACCCGCCACAACUGUGAUGCUGUAGUUUGUGCCAUCCGUGACAGCCAUGAACAGACUUUGUGCUUUUGAUUUUAUUAUUUCAUCAAAUGGACUCUCUACCAUUAAGUGCACAUAUUAGUAAGAAAAAAAUCUGUCUUGUUUUGUUAAAAAAAGGCACCUGUUUGGUGCCAAAAACCGUCUGCUAAAACUCUGCAUCAACCUGGUUACCACACACAUCAGAAACCUCACAACAGCCUUUGUGCAAUGUCGUUGCUGUGUGCUUUAUCCUUCAUUUUGAGAAGCACACUUAAGGGAAUGCUACCAUUUUCUCACCGGUGUUCAGAAAUAAACAAAUACACGAGUCAGAAACAAAAAAGGUGCCGAUCUUAAUGUGCUUUGCUAUGUGAAUCAGGGGGAUUCGUCAUCUCAUUUGGGAGCUGUUGUUUGUCCCUCUGUGUUCUGUGUAUACAAAAGACUGCAGAUUACUCACUUGCCAGACAAUCUUGAUGCAGUAGUUCUAUGUUAAUGUUCCACAUCUCUGAUUUUCUUGUGUCAUUUUCUAAAUGUGUAAGUUAUUACAAAUCAACUGAAGCAAUGCUUUUGCUAGGACUUGUUGGUGCUAAGAAUUGGCCAGUUCCAUGCUUCUGAUUCCUGGUUUCCCCGAUGCAAAAGGUCAUGUCUACAAUAGAAUUAUGAUCAGGAGAAGCAGGAAAUUAGACUGAGAGAGAGAGAGAGAGAGAGAGAAAGCAAGCAAGAGAGAGAGAGAGAGAGAGAAAGCAAGCAAGAGAGAGAGAGAGAGAGAGAGAGAGAGAGAGAGAGAGAGAGAGAAAUAGAGAGAGAACAUGAGACAUCAGCAGCUACAGUGUUAGGAAUCGGCCAAUAUUACAACUGUGUUAGCUUGUCUGAUAUUUUUAGUUUUAGCUGUCCGUUUUUUUUGGGAAAUUUGAGGAGUAAGACAGGAACGGUAGAUUUUUGUUGUAGUGCUUUGCUUUAUAUUGAAAAAAAAAAAAAAUGUUUUGUGUGAAACAGUUAUAUAAAAGCUUUCCUUAUCCUCAAAGCGGCUUCUGUUAUAUGCAAGUUGAUGCCUUUUUAUAAGCAAUAGCUUUGCAGCAAUGUUUGAAUGAUUGUGACUUCUCACGCUACAGCACAGAUUUAAUGUUAAUGCACAGACAAUCAAGCAAGUGGACUAGAGAGGGGUACCAGGGGGCUCACUUGCCUGAGGGAAAGGUGAACACAACAUGGAGUGGUGGGUCUUUGUACUCCUCACAUGUGGGGCAACUUGUUGAUCAAGGAAUGUUAUAUACUCUACAUGUUCUACUUUUUUACAAAAUUGUGGAUAUGAACUAGCAAAGCAGUGGAUAUGUUACGUACCAUAAAAAGCUAUUUUACAGUAUAAAGGAUAAAGGUUUGUAUAUUUUCAGAAUGCAGAGGUGCUCUGCCGAUAUUUUACUCAUAUACUGAACGUUUUAUCAUUUUGCGAACCUGAGAGAAGUCUUUUCUUGAAUUUAUAGCAAGAACGGUAUACUGUUGAGAGUUGUUCAUAUAAGAUUCACGAGUGACUGUUUCCUAUGAUACUUUCAAAUCAUUCCAAAAAAGGGAGUUUGAAGCAGCUGAUUUCCUGAGAGAUCAUCCUAGUCAAGCAAAAGCGUUUUAACUUUUUUAGCCAUUUUUUUUAAAUGCAGUACUAUAAUUAGGAAGUAAACAGCAAUGGCCAUUAUAUCACUGUGGUUAGGAAGAAACUAAAUGAACCUCGCUGGUAAAACUUUACAUUCUUUUAAAACAAUGGAUCUGAGCACAUGGCUCAGUACAGUUUUAAAAAUUAAUUUAAAUUUUUGUCAGUUCAUUACCUGUUUACUACUUGCUCAGUUUACCAUUUACUUUCAGAAACAUCAUAUUUCUAAUUAACCGGCAACAGUGUAUGCACUUUUUUAUGAUAGCAGUAUGGAGGCAUAUUCAGGGAACUAAGCUUGUAAUCAGAAGGUUUUGAAUCCCAUGUUGGACACUGUUGAAAGGUACUUAACCUGAGCUAUGUCCAUAAAUAUCCAACAAUGUAAAUGGAUAACAACAACAGUAAUGAUAAUAAUGGUAAGAAUAAUUAAAGGCCCUAAAAUAAACUCAUCAGUGACCUUUCUGAAAAGGCAUCUGUAUUCAAAACUUGUAUUUACAAGUAGUAAGCUCAAAACCAAAAGCGUCAAAUUAUAAAAUAGUACAUCCUCCCCUUGCUAUUGAUAGUAAUCUCAAUAUCUUAUUUUGUUCUAUUUUGUUUCAUCCUAGUGAGCAAUUACGUGCACAUUGAUAAAAUACAGACCAUAUCAAAACUAUGAGUAUGUUCUGAGUGAGAGGAUUUGACUGAGUUAUAUUGCGAAUAUUUCACUGAGUAAAUGGUAGUUUUGUACUAAACUGGAUGUUUUGCACAUGGCUGCACUAUCAGAGUAAGGUUUGAAAUUGCUUUGAUCUGGAUGUCCUGGUUGACAUGACUGUUUCUAAUGUUGCACUAAAGGAAGAUAAUGACAACAGGGAUGAUGAUAGUGAUGAUGAUGUUUCUUAUGAUGUCUGUGUUGUGUGAAUUGGCUCUGAAAAUAAAUAUGGAUUGGAAAACUCCCUGGAA